This is a messenger RNA of Oreochromis aureus, 14239 nucleotides long. RefSeq names its product striated muscle enriched protein kinase b (gene spegb). The record is from RefSeq and is a predicted model, not a curated record. Gene Ontology annotation, molecular function: protein binding; protein kinase activity; ATP binding. Gene Ontology annotation, biological process: protein phosphorylation. The transcript has 42 exons. Lineage: Eukaryota; Metazoa; Chordata; Actinopteri; Cichliformes; Cichlidae. The coding region runs from base 73 to 10752 and encodes 3559 amino acids.
CAUGACUCCGGCUUGCUAAGACAAGGCCCAGGUAGUGUUAUAAUCAUAAAGUCCAGGUAGACAGUUUUAGCCAUGAGAAAAGCUGAGGUGCAAAUGACCCUGAAAAAAGGGGCAGAUGAAGCAGUGGCACCACCAAGUCCCAUCAUCCCCCCAAAACGGUCCAAAGCGAGCCCAGACCAGGUUGUCCCGGAACCUCAAGGACCUGGUUUCCACACCCCAACCCCGCCGGUUUUUACACGGAAAAUGAGGAACGCUGCUGUGGGGACAGGCUGUGACAUCCGUCUGAAGGUGACUGUGGCUGGAGAUCCGCAGCCCUCCCUGUAUUGGUACCAUAACGAUGAACUCCUCAACAUGGAGAACCAAGAGUACGGAGGGCUAUGGAUUAGGGAUUGCAAACCGAGUGAUGCUGGUCUCUACACCUGCAUUGCCAACAAUCACCUGGGAGAGGCUCGGAGCAGCGCUGUGCUCGCUGUACUGGAUCUGGGUGAAGAUUCUGAAACAACAGAAGAUGAAGGUGGAGACCAAUAUGAGACCAAAGAAGAUAGCGGGGGCGUUGAGGACCAGGCUGUGCCUGCAGUGAUGGAAAAAUGUGCUGAGGAUGUCAGUAAAACACAUGGAAAUGAAGAUCACUCUAACAGGAGCCAGUCUGAGGAUUUUUCAAGAGAAUCUCCCACACAAGUUCUCCCACCCCCAUCUCCAAGACUGGUCAAACGCACCUCCACCUCUCCAAUGCCAAGUCGCUCUGGUUCAACUACUCCUCUUAGCUUGCGGAAGAAAAUCAUUGUGCCAACUGAAUACCAAGACACAGUGCCUGGGGAGUUUGAAGAAAAGGUUAAGCAGCCAAAAUCUGUGUCCCAAAGUAACACCCAAGAUUCCCGACCACAGACUCCACUGAGUGAAUAUUCCAAGAAAGAAUUUACUCUUAGACCCUCCCCAAAGCUUACAAGGGCUAGUUCAAAGGUUUUUGAGAAGGUCCGUGACUUAGAGGAGCGGAGACGGAGUCUUGAUAUUCCAGAAGGUUCCAUUUCGGGAAGAUCCUGGGCAGGAUUCAAUCGGGCCGGAUCUGUAGAUUCAGAUGAUGGAGGAAGCCGGUUGGGUAUCUCUAGAGAAAGUUCAAGGGAAGAUCUUAGAGAAGCUCUAAAAGAAGAUGCUGCUGAACGAAGGUCUAUGUUUAAACAAAGAGCUGCUUCGCUGGAAGAGAAACCUCGCUACUCUCAAAAAGUUCAGGACAUUGAAAACAAGUUCACUGAGGAGCUCCAACGCAUUAAAAAGCUUGUUGGUAAACCUCAUCUGAAGAAAUCCUUUUCAACUGAACAGCUAACCCUGAAGGUCAAGCAGCGCCAGCCUUUUAGGAAAAUUGAACCUAUUCCUCCUCAGGUCCUGCAAAAACUCCAAGAAAGGGAACGAGUCCAGUGGGCAAAAGAACAGAGAGAAAGGGAACUAAGUAAGCAACCAAUGCAGCAACAGCAGCAAACAGAGCAAGAGCAGAAAUCUCAACCUCAAAAGACAGCAAACACUGGUUUAACAGCUGUACCAGUUAGUAGAGUUGGAGAAGUUGCAGGCACCCCAGAGUCAAUGCAGUUAUCUGACUUACCAGGACAACGAUCGGUGAGAGAAUUCAAUAGAGUCAGUCCAGUUACAGAAAUUAUUCAGCGAUCAUCAUCACCAGCAAUAUAUAAUCAACACAGGGAAGAUUCACCAAGCAGAAAUGUUACAGAGAUGACACUGCGCAAAGUUGAACGAAGGCCACCGAGUCCUCUUGUACAAAGGGUAUCUCGAAUGCAAGAAUCCCCACACAUCCAAGAGUCUCCUGUACAAACAUCGCCAAAGGAUGAGACUUCGGGGAGAAAGACACCAAUAGAAGUCGCAGUAAGAAAAAUUGAAAACAGACCCGAGAGUCCUCUGGUACAAAAAAGGCCCAUCAUUGUGCAAGAUCUUGCUCCUUUAAAACCCCCAAGAAUAUCACCAAGCUCUCCAACAGAGGAGAAAAUGGAAGUGGAACUUUCUAAACCAAUCUCUAAGAUUAAGGUACCUACAAUUAUUGUUGAAGAUGAAAAAAUGGAAGAGGAUGUUCCUGUAAGCACAAGUGAGCCUAAACAGAAGCGUCCUGGUGCCAAAGAGGGACACCAGCAAAAGUCCAGAGGAAAGAACCGUCGUACACGACCAUUGUCUCCAGAGUUAGAUUCUUCAGAUGAUUCAUAUGUGUCUGCCGGAGAAGACCCCAUGGAGGCUCCUGUGUUUGAGUUUCCCCUCCAGGAUACUGUAGCAUCUGCUGGUGCAGAUGUACUGCUAAGAACUAUAAUUGCUGGAACCCCUAGUCCUGAAGUUACCUGGACUAAAGACAACACUGAGAUCACUGGAAUUGCAAAUUAUGCAGUCAAAGUGGAGGGUGAACGACAUAGUCUUCUCAUCAAAUCAGCUAAAAUAAGUGACGGGGGAAGAUACUGUGUAACUGCUGUUAAUCAGAUGGGAAGAGCUUCAAGCAGUGCCACUCUUAUAGUUAAAGCAGAUUCUGUGCAGGAACCAAAGGGAAACUUGGGUGUUCCUAUGGAUAUCAGCAGCCCUAUUACAUCUGAUGAAGAGUAUCUCAGCCCCAUGGAAGAAGUCAUGGACUUUGGAGGGCCAGAGCCAAGGCGGACUAUUGACACACGUUUUAGGAAUCCCCCUGCAUUCUUGGUAACAAUGAAUGAUCAAGCCGUCAUUGAGGGACAGGAAGUCACCAUGUCUGUCCGAAUAAGUGGACAACCCAAACCUAUGCUGUAUUGGCUGAGGGACAGAGUGACGGUAAAAACAGGCCCACAUCACAUUGUACGUGAGACGAAGGAUGGCGCCUUUGAAAUGACAAUCAAGUCGGCAGUGAAGUCGGACUCUGGAAUUUACACUUGUAGGAUUAUUAAUGAGUAUGGGACGAAGCAGUGCGAAGCAAAACUGGAGGUGAAAGCACCACCAGUGGAGCCAGGUCUCGCAGUUAUCCGGGCAGUCAGGGACAUCACAGCCAAGGCUGGAGAGACUGUUUUGUUUGAGUGUCACGUCAUUGGACCAAAGGACACGGAUGUGGACUGGCUUGCAGAUGGGAAACUGAUCCAGCCAGCAUUGCUCAACUGUAAAAUGCACUUUGAUGGAAGAAAGUGCCGCCUGCUGCUUAACUCUGUACAUGAAGAUGACAGCGGAACAUACAUGUGCAAACUCAGCACAGCUAAAGAGGAAGUGACCUCAUGUGGCAAACUCAAAGUCAUCCCCUCCCUUGAACCUCUCUUUACUCGCAAUUUGGAUGUUUUGGAAGUAAUUGAGGGCCGCAAUGCUCGAUUUGACUGCAAAGUCAGUGGGACGCCGCCUCCUAAAGUCACCUGGAGCCACUUUGAUCAUCUACUUACAGAAAGUGAAGACAUUCGUAUUCUUCAGGAGGGUGGCCGCCAUUCUCUCGUUAUUUCUCACGUGACCAGCGAUGAUGAGGGUUUCUACACUGUCAGAGCCCGUAACAGUCACGGCGAAGCAGAGAGCUCUGCUGAACUGUACAUACAGGAACCGCGUCCAGCCAUCUCCUCACAGAUGGCUAAAUUGGAGAAAAUGCCCUCCAUACCUGAAGAGCCAGAGGUCCCAGAGAAUGAGGUGGAGCGUUUCACCAUGCCUGACUUCAUCAAACCUCUUUAUGACCUGGAUGUGAUUGAGGGAAAGGAGGCUGUGCUCAAAUGCAAAGUGGCUGGUUUGCCAUAUCCAACUAUCGCCUGGUUCCACAAUGGAAAGAGGAUUGAAAGCACAGAGGACAGAAAGAUGACACAGUUUCGUGAUGUUCACAGCCUGGUCAUCCGCUCUGUGUGCCAUGCCCACGGUGGUGUCUACAAGAGUGUCAUCUCUAACAAAGUUGGGAAGGCCACCUGCUAUGCUCAUCUCUACGUUACAGACAUUCUCCCUGACCCACCCGAUGGGACUCCAGUCAUAGAAUCCAUUACUGGCAAAACCAUCACCUUGAGCUGGAAGAAACCAAGGAGGCUGGACCCUUCCAUUGAUCCCAGCUCUUUGAUGUACGCCAUCCAACAGCAAGCCUUAGGCUCCAUUCAGUGGAUCAUCAUAGCUUCAGGCCUGAAGGAGACAACUUACACCAUCACAACACUCUCCAAAGGUGUGCGCUAUGCUUUCAGGGUACUCACCAUCACCUCCAAGGCUUUCAGCAAGCCCUCGCCAGCUACUGACCCAGUGCAGCUCCUGGACAGAGGUCCUUAUCUGCAGGAGGCUCCAGUGAUUAUCGAUAAGCCAGAAACUGUAUAUGUGAUGGAAAACCAGUCGGUCACUAUCUCGAUGACUCUCAAUCAUGUUAAUGCUUCAGUCAUCUGGAAAAGGAGAGCAGUGGUCCUUGCCAACAAGCCAGGCCUGUAUGAGAUGACAAUGCCAGAUGACGACCAGCACACGCUGAAGCUGCUGAAAGUGAAGAGCACUGACGUCGGGGAGAUGGAGUUUGUGGCCUCCAAUAAGUAUGGCAGUGACAGCUGCAAAUUCAUUGUGGAGAUGGCAGCUCCACCAACAUUUGAGACCAUUAUGGAAGAUUUGGAUGUUUGUGCUGGGGAUAGCCCUCGCUUUGCUGUGGUCGUGGAGGGCAAACCCAUCCCUGACAUCUUGUGGUUCAAGAAUGAUAUCCUGCUGUCAGAGAGCAGUCAUUACACGUUUGUGUACGAUGAUAAUGAAUGCUCCCUGGUGGUCCUAAAUGCUCGUCCAGAAGACUCCGGGGUUUACACCUGCACUGCAAGGAACUUAGCUGGAUCUGUAUCCUGUAAAGCCGAACUCACCAUUCAUGAAGCUAAAAGUAAAGAAGAUCCCAUGGACGAUGAGGAAACUAUUCUAAGGAAAAUGCGCCGACUGACUGAUUACUAUGACAUCCACAAGGAAAUUGGAAGAGGUGCAUUUUCCUAUGUGAAACGUGUGACUCAGAAGGCAGACAAGAUGGAGUAUGCUGCAAAGUUUAUCUCCACGCGGGCCAAGAAGAAGACAUCCGCUCUGAGAGAGAUGAAGCUGCUUUCCAAGCUGGACCACGAGAGAGUGCUUUACUUUCAUGAUGCCUUUGAGAAGAAGAAUGCUGUUGUCAUAGUCACUGAAAUAUGCCAUGAGGAGCUGCUUGACAGAUUUACAAGAAAAUCUACAGUAAUGGAGUCUGAUGUUCGUUCAUGUAUUAGACAACUUCUUGAAGGCUUGGACUACCUUCAUCAUUUGAACAUCAUACACCUGGACAUCAAGCCUGAAAACAUCCUCAUUGUGGACCCCCAUGGUGAUCAAAUCCGACUCUGUGAUUUUGGCAAUGCCGUGGAGAUCACACCUGAUGAAGCUCAAUACUGCAAAUAUGGCACACCAGAAUUUGUUGCACCAGAAAUUGUCAAUCAGAGCCCCGUGUCAAAAGCAACAGAUAUAUGGCCUGUUGGAGUAAUAGCAUAUCUGUGUCUGACCGGUGUAUCUCCAUUUGCUGGCGAGAAUGAUCGCAGCUCUGUACUGAACAUCAGAAACUAUAACGUGGCUUUUGAGGAGAGCAUGUUUGCCGAUCUUUGCCGAGAAGCUAAAGGGUUCAUCAUAAAGCUGCUGGUGGCUGACAGACUACGACCAGACACCCAGGAAUGUCUCAGACACCCCUGGUUCAAGACCCUUAGUAAGGGGAAGGCCAUAAGUACAGAGGCCUUAAAGAAAUUUGUAUCUCGCAGGAGGUGGCAGCGUUCUCUGAUCAGCUAUAAAUCAAAAAUGGUCAUGAGAUCCAUACCCGAAUUGCUAAAUGAUUCCUCCAGCCAUGUUUCCAUCGCAAUUCCCAGGCACCUUAAAGAGGGUUCGCCACCGCCAUCAUCUUCUUCUGAUUCUGAUGAGGACAUUGAUGAACUACCCUUUAUUCCAAUGCCACUUAACAUGGACUUCUCUGGAUCAAGGAUGUCACUGAAUGACAUUCAGACCAAUGAGCAGGAGGCAGGGAAGCAGAACAGAGCAAAUAACUGGAAAAGAUUAUCACAACCCAAUGAAAAGGGUUCUUCAGAUGAGGAAGAAUCACCUGCUGAAUUGCCCCAAAAAUCAGAGUUAUCUAGAAAACCACUGAGACGGGGUUCAAGCAUGGAGUCAGACAAACCAGAAGGUGGACGACGAAGAGGAGAGCUAAGGCGUGGUGGCUCAGCUGAUAGUGCAUUGAUGCUUCGGAUUACACCAGAAGCACCUGGAGAAGGAAGUCAAGAUGAUGGCAGAAGAGUUCUGAAGAAAGCUGUCUCUAUGGAACUACCAAAAAGGAGCACCAGCCCAGGAACUGCCAAGAUGAGUCAAGAAGACUAUGCUCUCAAACUGGAGCUGAUGAGGCAACGACUGCUUCGUGGUGGCUCUGUGGACAACAAGAUGAGUGGACUGAGAGGACCUCUGUUAGAAACAUUAGGAAUGGGAGAUGAAAAACGUGCAGUGUCCUCAGAUCGGUAUUCUCGUACGGUCCGUUUGGGCCCACCUCCACUAACAAGAGCUGCAUCCAGUGAUUUCCCAAGGGAUGAAGUUCCUAAACCAAAAGUUUUGCGCAAAAGCACUUCUUUCAGUCAGGGGGAUUCAGAACCCAUACCUUUACACCGCCGUUCAGGAGCUCCUCUGGAGAUUCCCUUGGCACAGAUAGAAGAGAGAAGGCUCAAGGAAGCUAUAUCUAUGUCAUCUCUAACAGAGCAAACCAAGCUAGACUCCCGCCCAGUUACUCCCAGGGAGCCUUCACCAAAACCGCCAACACCAGAGUCGGUUUUGCAGGAAAGUCCAACCAAAACUGAGAGUGAGGAAUCGUUUAUGGAAAAAGAGAUAAAACCAGAUGAGACUAUAAGUGAAAAGAUGGAAGGGCUGACCACAGAUAGUAAUUUUGAUGAGAGAUCAAGCACCAGUGGAUUCUCAGAGAAGGACAUGAGUAUUUCAGAAGAACCAAUGAUGGAAUCAGAGUCUGUAGGUCAGAGAGCUCCUACACCUCCUUCUAUGGUCCAAAGCCCUAUGUUAGAAGAGAAAAUGGAAGAGGAAGAAGAGGUAGAAAAGAACCAUGAAGAAAAGGAAGAGUUAAUGAAAGAAGAAGAGGAAAGAGUUGAUACUGUCACUGAAUCAAACGCUAAGGAAAACGUAAAGGUUGCUAUAGAACAUGUAGAAGAGAAAGAAACUAUUCCUGAGAAAUCUUCUGAGGUGACAAUAACCACAAGCUCAUUUAUGCUGAGACCAACACAAGAAUAUUCCAUUUCCCCAGGAAAAGUUGUUUCAACGUAUGUAACACCCUCGCUUCCUGCUCGAGUUGUUCUGCCAGAUGGAAGGACUUCAGCAUAUGCCAGUAUUAUGCAGACUAUGAUGGUCCCCACACUUCAGCCACUCAGUGAGCCACCGCUAGGCCCUUCUACACCUGUUGUUACUCCAACAAUUUCAUCAUCCCCAGUAUCAACUGGUAUAUCUUCCCCUGCCAGCUCUGAAAUACCUGGUCCACCAAAGCCAGCCACCAUUUCAACCACUGAGCACCCUGCUGUAUAUUCCAGAGUAGCAUCACCAGAAAUGAUAACAAAAGAACCCAGUCCACCCAAGACUGUUACACAUUCUUCAGCCCAAGAAGGGCUUUCAGCAGGAGCAGACCUACAGGAUAUCACCUCUGAAGAGGUCUUUGAGGCACGCUUUAAAAAGCGUGAAUCUUCUCUCACCAGAAGUCUGAAGUUUCUGUCACGCUCAAAGCAAGAUGAUGGAUUACAAGCUACUUCAGAUUCCACAGAGAAAGGCGAAGAGAUAUACAGACCUGGGCCAACUGGUGCACCUUUAGAAUUAAAACCAAGAAGACUUGAGGAGAAGUCAAAGUCAGUCCAGGAUCUUCGCGAAGCUCAAAAGGACCAAGGCUUUAUGAGAAGGCUCUCAAUGCGCUUGAAGAGGACUCCAUCAACAGAGCGCAAAGAGGAAAUGAUGAAGGAAGAUGAUUCUCUUGCCUCAAGACCUAGGCUUUCUUGGACACUUGGCCGAAGAGGAUCUCAGGAAAAGAAAGAAGUCGAGAUGUCAAGAAUGGAUGGGGGAGCUGACAGGUUGGUGGAAAAUGAUGAAAAAGAGAUUAAGAAACCAAAUGAAUCACCAGUGUUGGCAAUGCGCAGGAAAAUUGAAUCAACAGUUGCUGGGAUCUCUACAAGAAUCCGCAGCUACUCAGAGGAGAGAAGAGCAUCAGAAGAAAAGGAACCCAAGAGGACACCCAUUCUUUCCAUGCUUCGUCGUUCAACAUCAGAGAGCCGUGCAACGAAGGUUCCUCAGAACCAGCUAGCAUCUCAGGCCACUAAUGGCACCUCAACCGAGUCUCUAGAGUCCAUGUCCAGCCUAAAAUCAGACACAGCAAAGGCAGGCUUGGAGGCUGAGCGCAGAUCUCGCUGGGAUCGAUGGGGCCUGACUAGAGGGAGGCGAGAUAAGACAGUAUCACAGCCUGACAUACCCACAGCAAUCUCCAGAGAUAGUAGUUCCUUACGUUCACGCCAAUACUCCAAACUGGCUUCUGAUUUCCCUCCAGUAUUCCAUAUCAAACUGAGAGAUCAUGUGCUGCUGGAGGGAGAUCCAGUGACACUCAGCUGUUUGCCAGCUGGAAGUCCCCACCCACACAUUACCUGGAUGAAAGAUAAGAAGCCCAUAGAGAUUGAUGCCAGGAUGAAUAUGAUUGCUUGCCCUGAUGGCCGGCAGCUGCUGAUGAUCAUGCAGACCACCAAAAAGGACGCAGGGGUCUAUGAAUGUGUGGCUACGAACCCGCUGGCCUCAGUAUCAAGCUCUUGCACAAUAUCUCUUGCACGCCUGCCCAACCGUCCUGGGACCCCAGAGAUUCCUCAGAAGUACAACAACACUGCACUGGUUCUGUGGAGGCCUUCAGACACAAUGGCCCCGUGCACAUACUCUCUGGAGAGGCGAGCAGAGGGUGAGACCAACUGGCUGAUUGUGGCCACUGGGAUAGCAGACUGUUAUUACAAUGUGACUGACUUACCAGCAGGGGGCACCUUCAGAUUCAGGGUGGCAUGUGUCAACAAAGCUGGCCAGGGCCCCUACAGCAACCUCUCAAAGGUCUUGAGCAUGGAUCCCUCAGAACCAGCUAAAUCCAGUGCCACAGUAGUGGUGAAGACUGUUCCUGCAACUUCUCCUCCUCCCCCUGCUGUGAUGAUGUCAUCCAUGAAAGUGCCUCCCAUGAAACUAGCUCCCAGUAAAUCCACAACAGUGACGAAUGCCCAACUUGCCCCUCCAUCAACAUCAGCUCCCGCCCCAUCUUUGGUUAAAUCUGCCUCUCCAGUAACCAUCAGUCCUGCUGUUAGUACUGCCCCGGCGGAGCAGGCUCCUGCUAAGACCACAACAACUGCCCAAGCCACGCCAGCCAAAGCCAAGAGCUCUAUUAGCAUCAGUGUGAGCAAACCCCAGACAAAGCUGACACCGCCGCCUGUUGUUCCACCCAAACCUCAGAGUCCAGUACAUACUGUCCCCCAGUUGACCAACAAACCUCCCUCCCCUGUACCACCACCUGCACCUAUCAUAGGGAAGCCUAUUUCAUCUGUGCCAAUGUAUGUGCCAGCUGCUACAGCUCGUGCUACUCCACCUUCCCAAACUACUUCCACCCCAACAACUACCACCCCUUCAGUCACUCCCGCAACCAUCUCCCCACCUGUGGUGGUGGUGCAGAGCUUGACACCCGUGUUGCAAGGAGGGGACACCCACACUACCCCAUCUGGACGGAUCACUCCAUCAGGACGGAUCACACCAUCAGGACGUAGGACCCCACUGGGGAAGCCUGGAGAGGGAUCUCUGCGUCAGGGAGUUCCACAGAAACCCUAUACAUUCAUGGAUGAGAAAGCAAGAGGUCGGUUUGGUGUGAUCCGUGAAUGUCGGGAGAACGCCACAGGCAACCUUUUCAUGGCUAAGAUUGUUCCAUAUGAGGCUGACAGCAAGCAGGCAGUGCUGCAGGAAUAUGACAUUCUCAAGUCGCUUCAUCACGAAAGGAUCAUGGCUCUACACGAAGCCUAUGUCACACCACGCUACCUGGUGCUUAUCUCUGAGUACUGCAGUGGGAAGGAGCUGCUCUACAGCCUUAUAGAUAGAUUCCGUUACUCGGAGGACGACGUGGUAACCUAUGUCGUGCAGAUCCUCCAAGGUUUGGACUACCUCCACGCUCGACGCAUCCUCCACCUGGACAUCAAGCCGGACAAUAUCAUUGUCACCUAUAUGAAUGUCAUCAAGAUCAUUGACUUUGGCAGUGCCCAGACAUACAACCCUCUCUUCCUGAAGCAAUUCAGUCCUCCUGUUGGAACACUGGAGUACAUGUCUCCAGAGAUGUUGAAAGGGGAUGUUGUGGGCCCUCCAGCUGACAUCUGGAGUGUAGGCGUGCUUACUUUCAUCAUGUUGAGCGGCAGGUCGGCUUUCAUGGAUAAUGAUCCUCAGGAGACUGAAGCCAGAAUCCAGGCAGCAAAGUUUGACCUCUCUAAACUUUACCAGAAUGUGUCCCAAAGUGCCUCUCUGUUUCUUAAAAAGAUCCUCUGUAGCUACCCCUGGGCCCGUCCAUCCAUCAAGGACUGCUUCAGCAACUCCUGGCUUCAAGAUGCCUACUUGAUGCGCCUUCGUAGGCAGACUCUUACCUUUACAACCACCCGUCUCAAGGAAUUCUUGGCUGACCAGCAGCGCAGGCGAGCAGAGGUGGCAACCAAGCACAAAGUUCUCCUGCGGUCUUACCAGAGCUCGCCACAAACCCCCACUAGCCCUGCCACACCGAAUGUGCCAGUAUCACCCACUGCACCUGUCACCUAGUGAAAAGAACUUCCACACACCAUUUUGGCAGGACUUCAUGGUGGGAAUGGGGGGCAAACAUCCUCCAAGCGAGAUAAAACUUGAGGCUACAGUGAGGUAGUCCCUCCAGGUCUGACUUGAACUUGAUCAGAAGAAGAAAAACUCACAAAACCAGCAAUGGCUGUGAUCUACAGAAACAUAAUUUCUAUUUCUUAUCUGGUUCUAAAAGAGAAUCUAAUGCAUUAAGGGACUCUGUGAAAGAGCCUGACUGCAUUUUGUAUACCGUGAACCUUGUUCAUACAGGGCAGGAUGUUCUCUUCAAGCUAGUACCUCAAGGUUUGUAACUUUGCAAACAUUUUUGAAUUAAUUCCUUUCUUACUGUUGGCUGAACAUUGUAAAGAGAGGAAAAACAAAUACAGUGUGGUAACCGGCCAUAAUUUAGUAGAAAAGCUCAUUUAAUUCCUCAGCGAAAAGCUCUUAGCACAACUUUAAAAUAAGGGAUAAUCCACACAAUUAAAAGUACAUAUUGAAACAACUGAUACCUUUGUCACUGGAGCACAUCUAAAAUAGUAGUCUAUAGUUUGAUAUUCUAAUGUUUCCUGACCAGAAUUUUUAAUGCGCUAUCAUCCCAUUGCAUCACAUAAUGCUGUUUUUGUCAAAUGCUGCCAGCAUCUCUCUGUUGCACAGAGGCAGGGAUGGUAUUGGCCAUAGAGAGGUAGCAGUUGUGUUUCAGAGAUAUUAGGUAUUAGGAUGGAGGUGUUGCAAUGGUAGGAGACCCAGGUUCACGUCAGAUUGAAACUUGUAGUAAACUCGUGUUUACUACAUGGUUUUGCUUUUUUUUCCACUUGCUGAUUUGUUUUGGGUGUGGUGGUGCAGUGGGUAGCACUGUCACCUCACAGCAAGAAGGUUCAAACUUCCUUGUCUUUGACUUUCUCUGUGAAAUUCUCAUCUUCGCCAUGUUCCUGCAUGGGUUGCCUUGGCUAUUUUAAAUUUGCUACAGUAGUAGAUGUGAGAGUGUGUUCCACAAACCCAAGUUGGAUAAGCAGUUAAGAAGAGGGAUGGCUGAAUUUUCUGGUUAAGUUUAGUUUCGGGGUAAGAAAAAUGACUGGCAAGGUGGAGCUGUGGUUAGCAUGGUUGCUUCACAGCAACAAGGUUCUGAGUCUGAAUCUGCCAUCAUUCUAUGUGGACUGUGUGUUCUGCCUGAGCCUACUUGGAGUUUCUCCGGGUACCCCUACAGAUGUUUCUUCCCACAGCCCAAAAUAAGUAGUUGAGAAAAUGGAUGGGUGAUGGGUAAAAUAUACGUAACAUUAACCCUGGAUGUUGAAAAAUGAGUUCGGAGUGUCAGUCAUGUCUCAGAAAGGCCACAGUGCAGUGUAUCAGGGCACAGAUGCUGAACAAUGCCUUGUGUGUAACGCAGCGAUGUCUGCAGCUUUGACAAAACAGCAUUAAUGAAAGCCAAGGUAAGGAGAGAGGGUUGUAAAUGCACUGAAUUAUGUCUAAUUCUGUGUCCUUGAUUUAAACAAAAGUCACUCUCCAAACCCACAAACUAGUUUAAGGAAUUGUAGUGGUAUCAUUGUGCUGUUGGCACUUCAGUGAUUUUAAAGAUUGUAGCAGUUCCAGAAAGUUUUUGUUUGUUUGUUUGUUUGUUUUUAAAAAUAUGUACUGAGUUAAGAGGAAACUGGUGGCUUCUCUACAAGGGCUAUUAGAAUAGGAACUUGUCUGCAUUUUCCCCUUUCCUUGUGUUCUUAGACAGCACGGUAAUGAUGAUCUCAUUCUCAAAAGCAGAAUUUACUUUUUAAAUUUCUUAUUCCGUUGUCAUCUUUGAGCUUCCAUAUAAAACUGUUUUCCUCCCAGUGAUAAUGUGGACAGUUUUGCAGGGCAAAUAGGCAUUCGUUUCUUCACCACAGAUAAGAUGUCAUUGGCUUCAAGUAAACUCUUCCACUCAAACCGCAGCGAGAUACCUAAGCCACGAAGAGAUAUUCAUAUCUGAGUUUUACAAAACAACUUUAAACAUCUGUAAUGAAGUUUUCCUAAGAUCAAAAACACUUAAUCACAUCUGAAAAAAUUCAGGGGAUUAAAGGGAAACUGAAGCAUUUUAGAAACCCACCGGGGUAUUCGGGUUCCCCAAAGUGCCCUUAAAGAGCAUUAAUCAGCAAAAAAUAAAAAUUAAAUAAUAGACGUUACUGAGUGUAUUAGUCCUUAUUUUAGUGUUUUUAAUUGCCAACAGCUACUGCUUUGAGAAAGCAGUUUGCUUCAUUGUUUUUAAAGAAAUGCAGGCUUAACUGGCAAAACCUUUGUUUAAUAUAAAUAAACACUUAAAACAGUUAUAAUUAGCAUUAAAUUGAACAUAAAUUAUGUAUAGCCUCAAUUAUAUGUUUCCAUGCUAUACAAGCAUGCAAGACACCAUAAGCACUAAUCCAAGCAUAAAUUCAUCAUAUGAGCCCCUGGAGACCAUAAUAAACAUCAGAUCACAGAAAGUAAAACCUUUAGAAAAUCUAGUGGUUCUCAAAAUGUGGGGCAGGCCCCAAUGCUGUGGCACAGAGCCACUGCAGGAGGCUCUAUAAAAUAUGGAGUGAAACUAAGUUAAUUCAAUAUUAUUUAUGAAAAAAAUGCAAGAGUUUGCAGAUACAACUGUGCAUCUACUCACUCAUUUAUUUCAUUGAAGUUGAAAUAACUGAAAUGCAAACUUUCUCAAGUGGGGCAUGCCAGAAAAAGUUGUCUAUAAAAGAUAUAUUUAAGUAUGGAUAUCCAUAAAUAUGCAGAUCUAAGUAUAUGUUUUAAAUAUAAUAUAUACAGUAAAUACUGAAAACCAGGCCAUUGUUUGUCAUAACAAGAAUGUUAAUGAGAAGGCUCUGUAACUGCUUUAUUUUCAGAGAAACAAUAUAAUAAUAUUCCGAACAUUUGUUUGGAAUCUGUCCUCUUAGAGUCAGCACAUUGGCUCUAGCACUAAACUGAACACAGAUUCUAUCAUUUUAUGGCACAUCAAAGGCUAAUUUGCUUUUUUAUAAUAUAUGUUUUCCCCUUUGGGGGUAAACUGAGUUUUCAGACCAGCACGUUUGAUUUUUGAUGCUGUUGCUUUCAUAUGUACUGAUAUCAAGCACAGAUUUGCUCACUUAACUCAAAGUGUAACACUGAUGAUAGUUUAGAUCCAUUUGUGGACACAUUCAGUUUUUCGGGUGUUUAAAAGCUGCUUCAUACAUAAAAUCAUGAGUUGUUUUAAUGUGUAUUAACUGACAAGUAGUUGGUAAUUCUAUGAAAUUAUUUUACUACUGCUUUAUUGUCUAAUGCUAUUGCUAGAUAAAUACUGCCCUUCUGCAGCUCUUGUCUUCUUUGGCUCCUUUGCCUAUGCAGAGUAUAGUCACUGAGGGAGUUUUUUCAAACCCGAAUGAAAACAUGCAAGUGCAGCAUGAAAUGCAAUGUUGCAUUAAAUCCUAAAUGUCUGUGCAAUAUAUAGUAAAUUUAUUUGUUCAUCUUUUAAAUAAAAUGACAGCUGUUUGUAAGCAGAGGA